Messenger RNA from Lachancea sp. 'fantastica', 933 nucleotides. The record is from the annotation of a GenBank genome assembly. NCBI's taxonomy places the organism in Eukaryota, Fungi, Ascomycota, Saccharomycetes, Saccharomycetales, Saccharomycetaceae.
AUGGCUGAGGAAAUCGACUACGAGUCGCUUCCGAUUAACUCUCCGCUCUCCCACCAGUUAGCUGCUGGCGCUUUUGCGGGGAUCAUGGAACACUCUAUCAUGUUUCCGAUUGACGCGAUCAAGACCAGGAUGCAAGCUCUAAGCGCAUCUUUGGGUUCAACAACAGCAGCGACGAAGUUGCCGUCCAAUAUAGUACAGCAGAUUGCCCGCAUAUCGACCACUGAGGGCUCGUUGGCCCUAUGGAAGGGUGUGCAGUCUGUGAUUCUCGGUGCUGGGCCUGCGCAUGCUGUCUAUUUUGCCACUUACGAAAUGUGUAAAGGCUAUCUGAUCGAUCCGCAAGAUUUUCAAACGCAUCAACCGCUAAAGACUGCCGCAAGUGGUAUCGCAGCAACCGUUGCCGCGGAUUUUCUGAUGAACCCUUUCGACACCAUAAAACAGCGCAUGCAGCUUCAAUCACCCUCCAAAAAGGGCAUGUGGUCGGUUGCAGCUUCGAUUCGUCAAAACGAAGGUUUGGCAGCUUUCUAUUAUUCGUAUCCUACAACGAUUGCUAUGAAUGUACCCUUUGCAGCAUUCAACUUUGUGAUUUACGAGUCUUCUACGAAGCUUUUCAACCCUACAAACACCUACAACCCACUCAUACAUUGUCUAUGCGGUGGUAUUAGUGGCGCUGUAUGUGCUGCCAUCACCACUCCACUUGAUUGCAUCAAAACGGUUCUACAGGUUCGUGGAAGUGAAAGCGUCGUGAAUCCACUGUUCAAGAAGGCCGAUACUUUCUCAAGAGCAUCAAGAGCCAUUUAUCAAGUGUACGGCUGGUCCGGUUUUCUGAGGGGUAUCAAACCUCGUAUCAUCAGCAACAUGCCUGCUACUGCGAUAUCAUGGACUGCAUACGAAUGCGCUAAGCAUUUUCUAUUCAAGGGAGACCAGAUUUUGUAA